AUGUCAGUAAGUACAUAAAAGAUAAACAGCUAAGUGACAGUUUCUCAGUGAACUGCUUCCUCAUUUUUGCCACAAAGCACAAAUAGAACAGAUACACCACCAAACUGUCAGUGGAAAAUUCACCAGCCCAUCAACAAGAACCCACAGAAGAUCUCCCUUUGUAGAAAAUGACUUUGAUCUACAUAAUCACUGCUUUGGGAGCAACAGCUCUGGUAAAAGGGUCAGGGGUAAUGGAAUGCAAUUUAAGUCAACCUACUGACAACCAGCAGUGUUUUGGAAAACUUGGGGAGCCACUCACUUUUCACCUGCCGCCACUCACUUUUCACCUGCCAACUAAAACUACACAAACAAGUUUUAAAAGGGGCCAUGACAUCAUUUUCAAAUAUCCUUGUGAUAAAAGUUUGGAAAUAAAUGGCAAAUGUGGUAAAUUCUCCACAAUCUAUAAAAAUGGAACUUUCCUGGUUGGGAAAACAACAAGAGAAAUCUCUGGAAACUAUCAGAUGGAAACACAUUCAGAUAAUGAUGGUAAACUGUUACAGAAAAUCAACUUCUUCUUGAAAAUUUUAGCUCCAGUGUCAGAACCAAUCGUGUCUCAGACAUGUUUGUCAGCAGAGCAAAUGACAGUCAGCUGCUCAGCUGAGGGAGAUGAAGCAGAAUUCACUUUGUCUUUGGACAGCAACGAGCUGAUAAGGACCAGAUCUGGGAAAGCAGAAGAUCCAAGUGUUACCAUCAGCUUACAUGGUCAGCUGGUUGGAAACCUGGUGUGUAAUGUUCAAAACAAUGUCAGCAAACAACAGACAGUCUUCAACCUGACAAGCUGCACAGGUGCCAGCUCUCACUGUCUUCUACCUGUGGCUGCAGUUAAGAUCACAGCUGUGAUACUUCUUCUCUUUUGUUGGACUGUUUUUCUCAUUAUCAAGCACUUCAAUAAGAAAGCAAAUUAUAAAACAGCUGUUAGACAAGGUGAUGUUGAAGAAGAAAUUGUGAACUCAGAUGUCAGAGUGACACGAGGUGCCCGUUAGCUUCAUGAUCAGGAUGCUUAUCACAAUGAUGCAAACGUUACCGUUUUCCUGGGUGGGAUUCUCAGCCAGCUGGACCCAAACUCCACAUCAGUCCUGACUAAACUUGUUUCUUCAAAGAAAAGUCAAAAGUAUAAUAUCUGCUUUUCUGAUAAAUUCAUUCAUGUAUAAACAUUUUUUGGACAUUAUGACUGAUUUAAGGAAAUAAUUUGUGAAAGAGCUUUAAUAUUCUGAAGAAACAAACUAAAUUCCUAAUAAGUUUUAUUUCAUGCACACCUACACAGAUAGAUAGAUAUAGAUAGAUGUAGAUUACAGAAUUGUUUUCAGUGUUACAGGAUGUGGUGUAAACAAAUACUAUAUCUUUUCAUUUUCUCCUAAAUGUAUGUAUUAAAAAAUGUUUAUUAAUUUUCCAGAUAUUAUUCAGGAAUUGUGUUAAUCUAUCAUAGAUGUUUAUCUUAAACUAUAUACUAGCUUAUGUUUAAUCUGUAUGUAAAAAAUUCUCAUCUAUAUAAGGCCCCCUUUGGGCCCCUCUAUGAGCUACAAAGCAAAGUUUUUUUUCCCCAAGUUAUGCUUCAUUUGUAUUGUAAUGUUAUUAAUCAUUCAGUUUGCUCAUUUUUUUCUUAGUGUUCUGAUAUACAAAUAUUGAUAUACAAAUAACAAGUAAAAGUUGAAAACUAGUUUUAAAAGCAACAAGUGCAUUUUGUUUGUUUACAGAGUUUAUUUACAUGUGACUUAUUUAUGUAAAUCUUAACUGCAGCUUAAAAAAUUGACCAUUUCACUGUAUACUGAUAUAAAGUGCUUUUGACAUAUAAAUUGCUAAAUUUACUGUUUAUGCUGCUCUUGUGUAUGUUUUAUUAACUUUUUUUUAUGAACUUUAGAAUACACUGCUAGAGUAUACUAGAGUAUUUUUACAAUACGGUAUUGUCACUGACUGGUAUUACUGGUUGUGUGAAGAUUCGAUGCUUCUGCUGUCAGAAUAGCAGUGAUAUCUGGUGAUAGUUAUAUAUUGUGUUCUCAGUCAGGUGAUCAAAUUUCCUUAAAGACUUUUAUUCAUUUCCAGCCUGUUUUCUGCUUUUUUUCUCUCCACAUAUCAAGU
Messenger RNA from Melanotaenia boesemani (Boeseman's rainbowfish), 2115 nucleotides. RefSeq lists its product as uncharacterized. The coding region runs from base 168 to 1022 and encodes 284 amino acids. Lineage: Eukaryota; Metazoa; Chordata; Actinopteri; Atheriniformes; Melanotaeniidae. The record is from RefSeq and is a predicted model, not a curated record. The transcript has 6 exons.